GGUGAGUGCCUAAGGCAGAAGAAUGGACUUCAUGGAGAUGAAUCAGGAUGGUGCCCCGUCCUAUAGCGCCGCCGAACUCAAUUCUGCCCUCACCCACAGGAUGUCGGGCAGCAACGCCCUGCAAGCCUUCAUGCCUAACCUGACUACCGUCUUGACCACCCUGGCCACCAGCACCCCCUUGGAGGGCAACAUCCAGGCAGUAACGGAUGCCCUCGUGCCUGGUAACACUCAGGAUGUGUCGCCUCAGUACCCUUACAACAUGCUAGGCUUCACUGCCGCCAGCGCCUUCAUUAUAUCCAUCCUAGGAACCUUUGGGAACCUGCUCACCAUCAUCGCCCUGCCCAUGAGCAAGAAGCUACGCACAUCAGCCACGGCAUUCGUGGUUAACCUGGCGGUGGUGGAGCUACUCUUCUGCGUGUUCAUCUUGCCCAUGUCCGGAGCUCAGUACUUGUACCUGCAGCAACACAGCGAGUCCCUCCUCACCGACCGUGAUUGUAUUUUCUUUACCUCCGUUAGGUACACGCUCACUCAGGUCGAACUACAGACCAUCCUCGCCAUAGCUCUCACUAGAGCCCUGGCAGUGAGUGUGCCAAGACUCUACGCCUCCAUCAACAGACCCAUCAUCAUGGGGUCCUACAUUGGCGGAAUCUGGAUCUACUCCCUCUUCCUCAAGCUGCCACCAGCCCUCGGGGUGAUGGGUCAGUAUGAGUUCAACACGGACACAAUGGAGUGUGACAUGGGAUCAGCGAGCAUCAAGGCUCGCUAUGUGUACAUCUUGGUUGAAGCCGUCAUUCCUGUUUUGCUCAUCUUCAUCCUAUACAUCUUUGUCUUCAUCAUGGUGGUGAGAAGAGCAUUACUCAGACAACGAAAGUUCAACCAAAAUUUUCCGCCUCCAGCUGCCCCAGCUGCCAAGGUGAAACUGAGCUCAGCCCGAGUGGCCCGUUCCUCCACCCGAAGUGGAAACACAAAGAUUGCCCCAGCCACCAGCUCCACUACCUCUGAAAAGAUCAAGGUUACUUCCCCAACCAGCUCCACUGCCUCCACCUCCUCCACCUGUGGUGUAGAGAGGAAAGGAUCAAACUCAAGCUUCAGAAGCCUCAAGAAGUUGGUGUCAGAGUCAAGUCUUCGUUCCAGAUUCCUUCAUGCAGCCAGAUUACUCAAUGGUAAACGUACUCACCAGUCUUCAACUGUAAGCCAGCGACUCCACACCAACCGCAGAGAUAUGCGUGUUGCUCGCACCAUCUUCAUCAUCUUCCUGUUGGUGCUAGUUUGCAGCGUGCCAGUGGCAGUAGUCCAUGCAGUUGAUAGGCAAGUCAAGUACCCCGUUCGCUUCUUACUUUUACACGUGUUGUACUGGGUUCAGUACUGUGUCAAUGUGGUCGUUUAUGUGCUUAUGAAUCGUCAGUACCGCGAUGCAUACGUGGAAUGCCUUGCACGAGUCUUUCCCAGGUUUAAGGCACAUCAUGGCAGGAGGUUCUUUUGGGAGAAAGCCAGUAUUUCGUCCAAGCCACAGCCAAACUUCAAUUCCAGUCGACCAGUAAAUCCAGUUGAAUCCUUUGCUUCAGAGACUGAUCCAGCAGCUGCUAGUGCUGGUGCUGGUGGUGGUCCUCAGAGCAUUGCACCCCAGGGACGUCUGACAGCCAUACCAGAGGGGCACAGCAGUUCAGCAGCAAAUGAUAGCGUGUUCUCAGACGCACAGAAAAACACUUGGGAAAAUCUACCCAAAGAAAAUAUGAAGGAUGAAUUUAAUGAAGGAAAAGGACAUGUGGAGAGGGAAGGAUGUGAGAGUGAUGAAGAUUUAAAUGAAGAUGAGGCACUGAUAGAGCGAGAGCACUGGGUAACCCAGAAUGGUUCAACAGCAGUCGCUCCUCGUGUUAAUGAAGACAAGGUAUAAACAAACUUAAGUAUAUUUUUGCUUAGCAGACAUUAAUUAUUGUCAGAAACAUAUGACUCCAAGUUAUUAAUUUGAAAUCCAUUUAAAUAGAUUAUCAAUGUUUUAUCUGUGAUUAAUUUGAUAUUUAAAAAAAAACAAAUUAGUUUAUAGUUAAUCAUGUCAUUAUGGUUUUACAUGGUGAUUAAAUUUGAAUAAUGUUACAGUAAGUGCAGUUGACUAUUACUGUCUGCAUGGUAAUGUAACACUGGAAGAGAAAGUCAAGAUUUUGGACUGGAAUCUCAAAACUUUGUGCUAAGAUACUGUUGUUUGCUUUAUGCUUCAUGAAUGAAAAUAGGUUUUGUAAAAUAUAUAAAUUAGUAUUUAAGAGUUGCUCAUCAGUCACAGGUGGAAUAAUUAUGCAAUAGUAGAUGUAAUUCCCUGUAGGAGAUGAAGGUUUUACUAUGAUAUAAUUGUGUGAACAAGGAAACACAUCUACCUGUUUCAACGUUCCGCUACAUAUAGCAAAAUUCUUUACCUUUAAGUUGAUCACCUUGGGUCCCCAUUUACCUCUACACUUCCUCAUACAUCCUCUC
This is a messenger RNA of Cherax quadricarinatus, 2466 nucleotides long. Its product is annotated as protein trapped in endoderm-1. The record is from RefSeq and is a predicted model, not a curated record. Gene Ontology annotation, molecular function: G protein-coupled receptor activity. Lineage: Eukaryota; Metazoa; Arthropoda; Malacostraca; Decapoda; Parastacidae. Gene Ontology annotation, biological process: G protein-coupled receptor signaling pathway. Gene Ontology annotation, cellular component: membrane.